Prosopis cineraria is the source of this 809-nucleotide messenger RNA. Its product is annotated as zinc finger protein 10. The record is from RefSeq and is a predicted model, not a curated record. The coding region runs from base 114 to 665 and encodes 183 amino acids. NCBI's taxonomy places the organism in Eukaryota, Viridiplantae, Streptophyta, Magnoliopsida, Fabales, Fabaceae. The transcript is spliced from 2 exons.
AUCUCUCCUUCCCUCAGAGCUACUUUAUUUUCCCUCAUAAUCACCAACAGAUCUCAGCAGAAAUUGUUUGAUAAUUUCCCUCAGAGAAGAAACAGAAAAGUGAAUCUUUUGCCAUGAAUAAUAGUUCAGAGAAUUCGAGCGAAGAGACUGAUCAGCUAGAACAUGCAGAUUCAUCAGGAGGGACCAGACGCUCUUACGAGUGCACAUUUUGCAGAAGGGGCUUCACCAACGCUCAGGCGUUAGGGGGUCACAUGAAUAUUCAUAGAAAAGACAGAGCCAAAGCCAAACAAAGUGCACCUAAUAAUUCUUCUUUGCUUUCAAACAAAUUGUCCAACGAGGAAUCUUUCGCAUCAGCCUCCCCUUUUCUUUCAGAAAUAUCUUCUGGCCAUCAAUCCUCAAGGUUUUACUCCAUUUUUGAGGUUCAGGGAAACUAUAACAUGUAUUUCCAGCCAUCUUCUGCAGCAAACCCUGGAAACCCUUCUCCUGCAUCGUAUGCUUUUCCUUUUGAGUAUCUUAAUCCAAGGACUCAUCGUCAGUCUGUGGAUAUGAACCAAGAGCUUCUUGGGGCCAAUUUGAGCCUCCAGAUUGGUUCGAGCCACGUGGAAAGUGAUCAGAAAGAUGGCGAAGUGGACUUAGAGCUCAGACUUGGCCAUCAUCCAUUUUGAGGUUAUUUAAGAUGCUUUUGAUUCAAAUUUUCUUUCAUCGAUCUGCGGCAGUAAUGAUGAGGUAAUGUCCACACACAUAUUUUGCUUUGUCAAAUUUUGUAUUUGAGUAUAUGAAUCAUGUUGCACAUGCUACGGCUGUCCUUG